This is a messenger RNA of Hemisphaericaspora subhashii, 675 nucleotides long. RefSeq lists its product as uncharacterized. The coding region runs from base 1 to 675 and encodes 224 amino acids. The record is from RefSeq and is a predicted model, not a curated record. The transcript has a single exon. Lineage: Eukaryota; Fungi; Ascomycota; Pichiomycetes; Serinales; Debaryomycetaceae.
AUGGACAAUGCAAACGGAUAUAGAAAAACUAUUGUUUAUUUAAUAAACCAUGAAAUUCCUACAUUAAAAGAAUUAUAUUGUGUCGAGGUUCCAGAGAAAGAUAAUAAGGAAUGUUAUGAAACUCUUGAAUUCAUUAAAUUAGAUAAAGAAGAAGAUAUUUUAUAUGAUAUUGCUUAUCGUAGUUUAACAAUCUAUGACGAAGUAUACUUUUAUAAAAUUAAUAAUACAUAUUAUGUUAAAUCAAAAUUAGCUAGUAUUGAUCGAUAUGGAGAUGAAUGCCCUCUAGAAUUUAUUGAUAUAAUAGCUAGUAUUUGGUAUCGCGAAACAUGUGAAUUUGUACCUGAGACUACAUUAACAUUUUAUAAGAGUAGAGAAUAUGAAUAUACAGAACAUGAUGAUAAUUUAUUUUCAUUAUAUCAUUUAGAAAGUUUUACAGAUUUUAAAUUAUCAAAUAGAAUUGAAGAUAUAGCUAGAGUUUUUAAAAUAAAGGAUAAACAAGAUAUGUUAGAAAUAGAACAUAGAAUUGAUCAUGAAUGGAAAAGAUGGUAUGUAUUUAUUGAUCAAGAUUCUAUUGAAGUUAGAGAUAUGUAUCAACGAUUUGAUGAAGUUGUUGUUUAUAAAUAUAAUGAAUUGGAACUGAUACUAGAAGAAUUAUUAACAGAUUGGAUCUGGUGA